This is a messenger RNA of Ceratotherium simum simum (southern white rhinoceros), 3013 nucleotides long. The record is from RefSeq and is a predicted model, not a curated record. Lineage: Eukaryota; Metazoa; Chordata; Mammalia; Perissodactyla; Rhinocerotidae.
UUUCAUCCCACUUCAUCAACGCACAUAAGUUUUCUCUUCUUUUUGGACCCGUUUUUUUGUACCACAAUGCAGCAAGCUUUAGAACUAGCUUUGGAUCGUGCAGAGUAUGUCAUUGAAAGUGCCCGACAGAGACCUCCUAAAAGGAAGUACCUAUCUAGUGGAAGAAAAUCUGUAUUUCAAAAACUUUAUGACUUAUAUAUUGAAGAAUGUGAAAAAGAGCCUGAGGUUAAGAAAUUAAGAAGAAAUGUGAACUUGUUGGAAAAGCUUGUUAUGCAAGAGACAUUGUCAUGUUUAGUGGUCAACCUAUACCCAGGAAAUGAGGGAUAUUCUCUGAUGCUCAGGGGAAAAAAUGGAUCAGAUUCUGAGACCAUUCGACUGCCUUAUGAAGAAGGAGAAUUGCUUGAAUAUUUGGAUGCAGAAGAAUUACCUCCUAUUUUGGUUGAUCUCCUAGAAAAAUCUCAGGUUAAUAUUUUUCAUUGUGGAUGUGUCAUAGCAGAAAUACGUGACUACAGGCAAUCCAGUAAUAUGAAAUCUCCUGGUUACCAAAGUAGGCACAUUCUUUUACGUCCAACAAUGCAGACUUUAAUCUGUGAUGUACAUUCAAUUACAAGUGAUAACCAUAAGUGGACCCAGGAAGACAAACUUUUGCUUGAGAGCCAACUGAUCCUGGCAACAGCUGAACCACUAUGUCUUGAUCCUUCUAUAGCUGUAACCUGCACUGCAAACAGACUGCUCUAUAACAAGCAAAAGAUGAACACGCGCCCAAUGAAACGGUGUUUCAAGAGGUAUUCCAGGUCCUCUCUGAAUCGACAGCAGGAUCUGUCUCAUUGUCCACCUCCUCCUCAGCUAAAGUUACUUGAUUUCUUACAAAAAAGAAAGGAAAGAAAAGCAGGUCAGCAUUAUGACCUCAAAAUUUCUAAAGCAGGAAAUUGUGUAGAUAUGUGGAAACAGAGUCCUUGUAAUUUGGCCAUACCUUCAGAAGUGGAUGUGGAGAAAUAUGCUAAAGUGGAAAAGUCUAUCAAAUCUGAUGACUCACAACCAACAGUCUGGCCAGCCCAUGAUGUAAAAGAUGAUUAUGUAUUUGAAUGUGAAGCUGGUAAUCAGUAUCAGAAAACAAAGCUGACCAUUUUACAGUCACUUGGUGAUCCACUUUACUAUGGUAAAAUACAGCCAUGUAAAGAAGAUGAAGAAAGUGACAGCCAGAUGUCUCCAUCCCACUCCUCCACAGAUGAUCAUUCAAAUUGGUUCGUUAUUGGAUCAAAGACUGAUGCGGAGAGGGUAGUCAAUCAGUACCAGGAAUUGGUCCAGAAUGAAGCCAAAUGCCCAGUCAAGAUGUCACACAGCUCCAGUGGCUCAGCCAGCUUGAGUCAGCUUUCUCCAGGGAAAGAAACAGAACAGCCUGAGACUGUGUCAGUUCAGUCUUCAGUAUUGGGGAAGGGAGUAAAACAUCGACCUCCACCCAUCAAACUUCCCUCGAGCUCAGGAAAUAGUUCCUCAGGUAACUAUUUUACGCCACAGCAGGCCAGCAGCUUUCUUAAAUCUCCAACUCCUCCUCCUGCUUCUAAGCCACCAAGUCUUUCUCGGAAGUCAUCUGUGGAUCUCAAUCAAGUUAGCAUGCUUUCUCCAGCUGCCCUGUCACCAGCCAGCUCAUCACAAAGAUCUGGAACUCCUAAGCCAUCUACUCCUACACCAACCCCUUCAUCGACCCCACACCCUCCUGAUGCUAAGAGCUCAACUCCUAUUACCCCUUCAGCCACCCCUACUCCCCAAGAUUCAGGCUUCACCCCUCAGCCCACUUUGUUAACUCAGUUUGCUCAGCAGCAAAGGUCUCUGAGCCAGGCAAUGCCUGUAACAACCAUUCCUCUUUCCACCAUGGUAACAUCUAUAACUACAGGAACCACGGCCACCCAGGUCAUGGCAAACUCUGCUGGACUUAACUUCAUCAAUGUAGUGGGCUCUGUUUGUGGAGCUCAGGCUUUGAUGAGUGGUUCAAACCCUAUGCUGGGCUGUAACACUGGUGCCAUAACUCCUGCAGGAAUAAACCUGAGUGGCCUUCUACCCUCAGGAAGUCUGCUACCAAAUGCAUUGCCCGGUGCAAUGCAGGCAGCUUCUCAAGCAGGUGUUCCAUUUGGUUUAAAAAAUACUUCAAGUCUCAGGCCCUUAAAUCUACUCCAGCUUCCAGGUGGUUCGCUCAUUUUUAACACUCUGCAGCAGCAGCAACAACAGCUCUCUCAGUUUACACCACAACAACCUCAGCAACCCACAACUUCUAGUCCUCAACAGCCAGGGGAGCAGGGUUCUGAACAAGGUUCAACUAGCCAAGAACAGGCCUUAUCUGCUCAGCACGCUGCUGUUAUUAACCUUGCUGGAGUAGGAAGUUUUAUGCAGUCACAGGCAGCUGUGUUGUCUCAGCUUGGCUCUGCCGAGAACAGACCUGAGCAAAGCCUUCCUCAGCAGAGAUUCCAGCUCUCCUCUGCCUUUCAACAGCAGCAGCAACAGAUACAACAGUUGCGAUUCUUGCAGCAUCAAAUGGCUAUGGCAGCAGCAGCAGCACAAACAGCUCAGCUACAUCGGCAUCGGCAUACAGGCAGCCAGUCAAAAAGUAAAAUGAAGAGAGGCACGCCAACCACUCCAAAAUCCUGAGUCUUGCAUUAAUUUUUUUCUCUUUUUUAAAAACAUAAGAGCAUUGAAUCAAAAGGAUUCUGAGUUUCUCCUUCAUUUUUGUUUUUUUUUAAAUGUGUCAGUAUUUUACAUUGCUAGAUGUACAAACUUUAUACAGAAGCACAACCCUAUGAUUUUUAAAUAAAAACAGGGAAAUGGUUUCAUGAACCAUUAGGGUUGGCUUGUCUAAGUCAUUGCUUUUUAAAAACGGUUUCACUGUAUAUAAUACAUAUGGAAGUGACCUAAGAAACACUAGAAACAUCUUUCAAAAGAAUGUAGUUUGAUAUUUAUUUAGUAUAAAAGGUUUGUGCACAGUGUAACAAAUACAGUUUUUACAAGUCUGUUUUGAAAA